AUGAUAAAGUGCGGAGGAAGGUUACCGUGGAUGAUAAAAUUUUCUCGGAUGUCUUUUAGUACGAAGGAUAAUGUUGACUCAAGGUUGAUUCUGAGUAAUGACUUAUAUUUUCAAAAUCCCAGACUUAACAAAGGCAUCAAGGCACCUUUUGACGGACCAUUUCCUUCUCCAUAUUCUCGAUCGCUGGUAGAUUUUGAGUCUAUUUUUUUGGACUGGACAGAGUUGGGAAGCAAUAAAAUACUGGAAGAAGUGAAUAUUGACAAAGAACUAAGACAAAAGUUACAGCCGUCCGUGGACAGUAUCCAGGAAUUUAUUGGAGAAAGAUUCAACUUGCUGUUUAAUGAGAAGAUUUGUGUGCUCUGCGGUCUUUCAAAUAUAAUGUUGGACAUCGACAGCACUUCCACUGCAGAGAUUAACACCAAUUUUCCAAACAGACGAACCAUUCAUUCAACCAAGCUUCGAUCAGUGGGAAAGUAUUUAUUUGAGCUUCAUAUGAAACUAUGUGCUGUGUUUUCUAACCAUAAUUACUUAUCUUUAUCAUCAGAGGACAUAAAAUAUAAUUUAUCAGUAUUCAAAGACGAAACGUUUCUUAUUACUGAAUUCAUGAAAAAAAAUUCAAUCUAUAACUGCAUCAUACCAUACAAAGGAGCCAUGAAGAAUGGUCCAAUAUAUUCUUUAGAAACAUAUGAGAAUGCGAGGAGCAAAAUACGAGACGAAACUUGCGUUGGUAGCUUCUAUACGUUGAUUGGGUUGUUAAACACAAAAUUUGAUCACGAGAUGGUUACUGAAGACCUUAUUGAUAAAAAGAUAAUGAAAGGUCCCUCUGGUAUAAUAAGCAUCGCAUCAGAAUUAAUGAGUAAACAAAGAAUGUGA
Molecule: messenger RNA, 873 nt
Organism: Priceomyces carsonii
Lineage: Eukaryota; Fungi; Ascomycota; Pichiomycetes; Serinales; Debaryomycetaceae
Exons: 1
Coding region: 1-873 (290 amino acids)
Source: RefSeq, a predicted model, not a curated record